CCACACUCGUCACUCAACGUCUAGACAAGCGCUUGUUCUCGAUUGUUCUCGCAAGCAUGUCGCAAGCUUGCGUUUCCAGACUUUUUCGUCCCAGCUCUAGAAAUGUCUCACUGAAUAUCGACUACUGCACAUUGCACGACACUAGCCUAAGCUCUUCCCGCACUCAACUCACCUUCAACGCCAUGUCCCUUGUCAACUUCUUCAACAACGACCCAUUCUUCUCUGAGUUUGAUCGUCUCUUUGACGAGGCCUUCGCCCGUCGGACCGGCGGCAAUGCCGUCCAACGCCAGGACAAUGGCAACAGCGCGCCGCGCGUUCUCCGACCAAGGUAAGCGACUCCGGAUGUUCGGCUAGGCGUAAAGGCCCUAGUCAUUGAUGCGUUUCUCUAGAGUUGACGUCCAUGAGGACAAAGAGAAGAACCUCGUAACCGCAACUUUCGAGCUUCCGGGCUUAACCAAGGAGAACGUCAACAUCGACGUGCAGAAUAACGUCUUGACCGUCUCCGGCGAGUCCAAGUUCGAGUCCAACAGCGAUGAUAACGGCUAUGUCCUUCGUGAGCGGCGCUUCGGUCGCUUCUCUCGCUCUGUCCCUGUACCUGAGGGCAUCCAGCCCGAAGAGAUCAAAGCGUCGCUGGAGAACGGUGUUUUGACUGUCACUUACCCGCGUCAAACCGCUGAGCAGCUGCCCAAGAGGGUUACCAUCUCAUAAGGGCGACAAAACAGGGGUUUCAGUCUGUAAAAUGGGAGCAGUCGUGUAGGAUUAUUGUAUCAACAGCAUUUUUGGUCAAUUGAAUAGGUGUUCCUGGGUGACGAA
Molecule: messenger RNA, 813 nt
Organism: Dichomitus squalens LYAD-421 SS1
Lineage: Eukaryota; Fungi; Basidiomycota; Agaricomycetes; Polyporales; Polyporaceae
Product: HSP20-like chaperone
Exons: 3
Coding region: 376-708 (110 amino acids)
Biological process (GO): protein complex oligomerization; response to hydrogen peroxide; protein folding
Source: RefSeq, a predicted model, not a curated record